AUGGGGUUCAACCUCCACUGGAAGGUUACAAGCCGUCAGAGCAUCGAUAUUGCCGUCGAGGCCAAGACCGGCAGCGGCGUCGCCAGGGGCUGGUUCGCUAUAGGCUGGUCCAAGUCCGGCCUAAUGUACCCCGCGGAUGCCGUUAUAAUGAAUUUCAAAUCCGACGAUAGCGACACUACACCGCCAUUGGGCACAUUCGCGUUGUCGAAGCGCGAGGAGUCGGGCGUAAAGCCAACAUCGAGGUUCGCUAUAACGAACACGGAAUUCACGUCCAACACUAGCGCCGGCAUUCUCGUCAGGUUCACUCGGAGCAAGUUCGACGGAAUCGUGCCCGUCAAUUACAACGGGCCGAAUCAGAUCAUAUUCGCGUACGCGCCCAAGGGAAGCCAGGAGGUCAAGGGCCACGCCGGCAAGAGGGGAUGGGUCCUUGUCGACUUCUCCUGCAAGCCUGGCUCCUCUUCCGCUUCUAGUUCCCCCACACCCUCCUCCCCCUCCAAAGCACCUUCCGCCACGCAAACCCCUUCCCCCGCCAAGUCCUCAUCCCCCGCCAAGUCCCCCUCCCCCGCCAAAUCUCCCGCCAAAUCUCCCCCCAAAUCUCCAAAAUCCCCCCCGAAGUCCCCCAAGCCGUCCCCGCCCCCGCCCUCGCCCUCGCCCCCACCUCCCUCUGAUGUGAUGAACCCAGUGAGCACCCCCUGUAAGAGCACCUCCGGUAGUAGCAGCAGCUCCUGCAAAGCGUCGACUCUGGCUGGCUACACCUCCUAUGUCGACUUAAAUGGCAAAGGACUGCGUCUUCACUGGAAAGUGACCUCUGAUACCAGUGUAGCUCUGGCGGUUGAGGCGAAAACAGGCAGCGGGGCGGAGAAGGGCUGGUUUGGUGUGGGAUGGUCUGGCUCCAGCUCUAUGGUUCCUUCUGACGCCGUUCUUGGGAACGUGAAGGGCCUGUUGCCUGUAGCGAGCUACGCUGUAUCGGGGUACAGUGCGAGCAAGAUCUCAGUCACUUCACGUUUCGCCAUUGGGCAGCCAGAGCUGCUGACGUCAACCAGUGGCGUCGUUAUGAAGUUUGGUCGUAGCAAGGCUGAUGGGGAAGGCAUAGCGACGGUGGUGUACAAGGGAAAGAACAAGAUCAUCUGGGCGUAUUCGGGCAGCGGAUCGCGCACCAUUGACGACCACAAGGAUAACUAUGGCUCCACAACUGUGGACUUCUCGUGCAAGCCUGCACCAACCAAGUGGUGA
Closterium sp. Naga37s-1 is the source of this 1233-nucleotide messenger RNA. NCBI's taxonomy places the organism in Eukaryota, Viridiplantae, Streptophyta, Zygnematophyceae, Desmidiales, Closteriaceae. The record is from the annotation of a GenBank genome assembly.